Messenger RNA from Salarias fasciatus (jewelled blenny), 1856 nucleotides. It is a transcript of the gene dhrs11a, whose product is annotated as dehydrogenase/reductase 11a. The transcript has 8 exons. NCBI's taxonomy places the organism in Eukaryota, Metazoa, Chordata, Actinopteri, Blenniiformes, Blenniidae. Bases 189 to 956 code for a protein of 255 amino acids. The record is from RefSeq and is a predicted model, not a curated record. Gene Ontology annotation, molecular function: oxidoreductase activity.
CACCGGAGGAGCGCAUGGAUCUGGAUGCUGCAUUGACUCACACAGCAGGGCUGGGAGCUGGUGCAUUCAAAACACACCGUAACUAGUCUGCUUGCUGGCUCGGAGAAGCUUGGAGAGAGGCUCGGACCGGGCUCAGAGGCAGUGCAGACGGGCUCUCGGUUCGUGAAGCGACCACGGCGCCGGUGCAGAUGGAGCGGUGGAAAGGCAGAGUGGCCCUGGUGACCGGAGCCUCGGUGGGAAUUGGAGCGGCAGUAGCCCGGGCACUGGUCCAGCAAGGCAUGAGGGUGGUGGGCUGUGCCAGGAAUGUGGACAAAAUAGAGAAACUGGCGGCAGAAUGCCAGAGUGCGGGCUACAGCGGCACGCUCAUCCCUUACAAGUGCGACCUGUCGAACGAGGAGGAGAUCCUGUCCAUGUUCUCGGCCAUCAAGACGCUGCACAAGGGCGUGGACGUCUGCAUCAACAACGCCGGCCUGGCCCACAACGAGCCGCUGCUCAGCGGAAAGACGGAGGGCUGGAGGAACAUGAUCGAUGUGAAUAUCUUAGCCUUGUCUAUCUGCACCCGCGAGGCUUACAAAUCAAUGAAGGAGAGGAACGUGGACGAUGGCCACAUCAUCAAUAUUAACAGUAUGAGUGGGCACAGAGUGCUGCCGAAUGCCGACGUGCAUUUCUACUCCGCCACCAAAUACGCCGUGACUGCGCUGACUGAGGGGAUCCGGCAAGAGCUGCGAGAGGCGAACACCCACAUCAGAGCCACGUGUAUAUCUCCCGGACUCGUGGAGACUGAAUUCGCCUUCCGGCUGCACAACAGCGAUCCAGAGAAAGCAGCGUCGGUGUACGAGAGCAUCAAAUGUUUGAAAGCAGAAGACAUAGCCAGUGCCGUCACAUAUGUCCUCAGCGCUCCUCCUCAUGUCCAGAUCGGAGACGUGCAGAUGAGGCCCGUGGAGCAGGUGUCAUAGCAGCGCAGCAGGAACCUGCAGGAGGAGCAGACACACGGCGGCCAUGGGACGUGACCAAGGAGGGCUGGAGCCUUGAGGAGGCAGAGCGGAGGUAGAACCGAAGGGCGUGGACUUUGUUAACCACUACAAAAAUACUACUGAAUGCAGCAACCCGGCAUUUGUGAAUUGUUGGGCUCGGCUCCCCCCCCCCGACCACCACCAACACCAACACCACCACCACCACCACCACCACCAUGCCGAGCUGACUCCAAACUACAGUAGGAACAAAUAAAGCGAGAGUUGCUGCUGUGCUGUGGUCGUCUGCAUGACCGUCACUUCAGAGGGAAGAGUAUGCCAUUGAUUGCACAUGUUUUUCUUUUUUGUUCUUUUGUUUUUGUAGGUCAUUACAACAUAUCUUUUUGAAAUUAAAUUGAGAAUAAUUGCUGUUUAUAAGAUUUUUUUUUUUUUUUUUUUGUUCUCAUUUUCAUUUUUAUUAAAUAUUUUAGCAUUCGAUCCUAGAUAGAUGUGGUCUCACAUGAACUAACCCGAUACUAUAACAUGUCGUUCCCACUCUGAGUAACCGAUGAGUCAGUCCAUUCUGCCACCUUUCACGUCACAGAGGUUUCCACAGCUCCAUCUGGUCGACGUGGUUUGGAUCUAUUGGGGAAAAAAACCUCCUCUGCGGAUUCGGGGAAAAACACGAGGAGAGACACCCGUGUCUGUGAAGCGUCAGGAGUUCUUUCGCUCUCCCUUUCGGCCUGUUUGGUUUCAGUUGUUCUGCGGUUUGAAUGGCGGAGGAGUAACAUGAGGGAAACACUUGGCAACUGGCGUCGGGGAGGAAACUAACUGUGCACAUGUAUGUUGUAGAAACAUGUACCCUUCUGUUGGAAAUUUCACAUUAAACAAAUAAAGGAAGAAAAA